UCAGUGAGGAGACAAACACAACAGCAGGUCGCGACGUGUGUGACAACUGCAGGACAAGCCGGGCUGAGAGCGCAGGUGCUGGGAGGAGCGAAGCCGAGCUGUCACCGCUGUCAUCCAGGGAGUCACUUCCAGGAACAUUCCCCGAGUUUUGCCUUUUUUUCAUCUAAUUUUUCCCCCCCUUUGCGGAAGACGACAAGUGCCACUUUGGGACACGCACACAUACACACACACAAACACAGAAAGGACGGGGAUUUGUGGAGAGUAAUCAGUGAAAAUAAAGAGCAGGUGAGGCGUUCACGUUCCAGAGUUGCUGCGUUCACGUCCCGGAGUCUAACACCUUAACAUGGCUUCAACGACCUGCACCAGGUUUACUGAUGAGUACCAACUCUACGAGGAGCUCGGAAAAGGUGCUUUCUCUGUGGUGAGGAGGUGCAUGAAGAUUUCCACGGGGCAGGAAUACGCCGCCAAAAUAAUCAAUACCAAGAAGCUGUCUGCCAGGGAUCACCAGAAGUUGGAGCGCGAAGCCAGGAUCUGCCGUCUGCUCAAGCAUGCCAACAUCGUGCGACUCCAUGACAGCAUAUCAGAGGAAGGAUUCCACUACCUGGUCUUUGACUUAGUCACUGGUGGUGAGCUGUUUGAGGACAUCGUUGCCAGGGAGUACUACAGUGAAGCUGACGCCAGUCACUGCAUACAGCAGAUUCUAGAAAGUGUAAAUCACUGCCACAUAAAUGGCAUAGUGCACAGGGAUUUAAAGCCAGAGAAUUUGCUCCUAGCCAGCAAGUCGAAGGGGGCGGCGGUUAAACUGGCCGACUUCGGCCUGGCCAUUGAGGUGCAGGGAGACCAGCAGGCAUGGUUUGGGUUUGCCGGAACUCCAGGGUACCUGUCUCCCGAGGUGCUGAGGAAAGAUCCCUACGGGAAGCCGGUGGACAUGUGGGCGUGUGGUGUGAUCCUCUACAUUCUCCUGGUGGGAUAUCCUCCAUUUUGGGACGAAGACCAGCACAGACUCUACCAACAGAUUAAAGCUGGAGCCUAUGAUUUCCCGUCCCCAGAGUGGGACACGGUGACUCCAGAGGCCAAAGAUCUGAUCAACAAGAUGCUGACCAUCAAUCCAGCCAAGAGAGUCACCGCCACAGACGCUCUCAAACACCCGUGGAUCUGCCAACGCUCCACUGUGGCGUCCAUGAUGCACAGACAGGAGACUGUGGAGUGCCUGAAGAAGUUCAACGCCAGACGGAAACUCAAGGGUGCCAUACUGACAACAAUGCUCGCCACUCGCAACUUCUCAGCAGCCAAGAGCCUGCUGAACAAAAAGCCGGAUGGUGUCAAAAUCAACAACAAGGCCAAUGUGGUCACCAGCCCCAAAGAGCCUGUCCCCACUCCUGCUCUGGAGCCUCAAACCACUGUUAUCCACAACCCAGCUGAUGGAAACAAGGAGUCCAGCGAGAGUGCCAACACUACCAUCGAGGAUGAGGACGUGAGAGCUCGUAAGCAGGAGAUCAUCAAAGUCACAGAGCAGCUGAUUGAGGCCAUCAACAACGGAGACUUUGAGGCCUACACGAAGAUAUGUGAUCCUGGCCUCACGUCCUUCGAGCCGGAAGCUUUGGGAAACUUGGUUGAGGGAACCGACUUUCACCGCUUCUACUUUGAGAAUGCUCUGUCUAAGGCGAAGCUGCCGAUCCACACCAUCCUGCUCAACCCCCACGUCCACCUGAUCGGAGACGAGGCCGCCUGCAUCGCCUACAUCCGACUCACCCAGUACAUCGACGGCAGCGGCAUGCCUCGCACCAUGCAGUCAGAGGAGACACGCAUCUGGCACCGCCGUGACAGCAAGUGGCAGAACAUCCACUUCCACCGCUCCGGCUCGCCCACCGUGCCCACCAAUUGAGAGGAACAUCUAUGAUGACCAAACACCCUCCAGCCUACAACAGUCAGCUGAGAAGACCCCGCCCACCAAGUGUCCAUCUAACCCCACCUCCUCAGCCAAUCCCUGUCCAUGACAGCUAGAGCUCCGCCCUCUUCAGUGUGUUGUUUACAUAUUGUCGCUGCUGGACUGAUUGAUGGUUAUCAUACAUGUAAAAAAAAAAGAAUAAAUUAAGGGAGAAACUUUAUCACUUACAUUUUGUAGUGAGAGUGUGUGAUAUUUCCAUCCACUGCAUGAUUUUAUUUUUAUUUUGUUUUAAUAAAAAGUGUUUGGUUUUUUUCUGAGGAGCCUGUUGGUCAAAUAUGUGAACCUUCCAGUUAUCAUGUAGUGAGACUUUUUUCAUUUAAAUAUUGCACAUAUUCAGGAGCUGUUGUGAUGUGUGUGUUUUUGUUUUAUUGUUUUUUAAACGACUAAUAUAUCACAUAUCUGCUUUUUUUUUUGAAUUGCCACUUCUUGAAGCUCAGACACAGGCUCGCUUUGUUUUGGUGACGUAUAGGUUUAUGGUAUAGUUGACGUGAAUUUCCGCUCUCUUGGCGACGUUGUGCGUUUACUAGGAAUCUUUUGCGACGUAUUAAAAAAAAAAAAAAAGAAAAUGAAUAAAAAGAUGAGUUUAAUUUACGUGUGUUUGAAUCAUCACACGUGUGAAGAGUCUUAUGGUAGAAUGUAAACUAUAGAGAUAUAACGUAUAAAUCCUAACGGCCAUUCUGUGACUCUUUCCAGUUUAAAGUCAUAUUUUUCAUAUUUAGCACACGACUAAUUAUGUGAAUUUUCUUUUUUCUAUUUUGCGUUGUUUACUUUUUUAUAUUGUGACAUUUGUCCCUCUUUUUGUCAUAUUAUCAUAUUUCUUUAACGUUCUUUGUUUGAUUGACACGUCUAUAUUGCUCUGCUUCUUUUCUUUUUUUACCUAUAGUGUAUGUUUAAUUUUACGCCAGUGUUUUUUACAUCACCACAGUUUACACUGGACACCAUUAAAAUAGAGAAAAUAUCAUGUUCACACAACGUCAGUAAGUUUCUGUUGAUUAUUGCAGCUAUGACAAAUUGGAACAUUUUUUGGCCAAAGUUACUAACAAGCAUCUCUGUUAGUUAUUAAUGUGUCUAUAAUUAUGUCACUUAAGGUUUUACAUUUAAUUCAGAUGAUGUCACAUGGUUUCAUUAAUGAUUUUUGCUUCUUUUUUUUUUGCUUUAACACCACUUUUAUUUACUUUUUUAAAAAUCUUCCUAAAGCGCACUUUUAGGAAAACCUGAUGUAUGUUUUAAGAAAAAUAAAAAAAUGUAAUGUGUGAUUUAUGCCAAAAUGAA
This is a messenger RNA of Solea solea (common sole), 3220 nucleotides long. RefSeq names its product calcium/calmodulin-dependent protein kinase (CaM kinase) II delta 1 (gene camk2d1). Gene Ontology annotation, molecular function: calcium/calmodulin-dependent protein kinase activity; ATP binding; calmodulin binding. Gene Ontology annotation, cellular component: cytoplasm; neuron projection. Gene Ontology annotation, biological process: protein phosphorylation. The record is from RefSeq and is a predicted model, not a curated record. Bases 344 to 1885 code for a protein of 513 amino acids. Lineage: Eukaryota; Metazoa; Chordata; Actinopteri; Pleuronectiformes; Soleidae. The transcript has 20 exons.